This is a messenger RNA of Drosophila simulans, 779 nucleotides long. Its product is annotated as bolA-like protein 2. Gene Ontology annotation, biological process: intracellular iron ion homeostasis. The coding region runs from base 1 to 261 and encodes 86 amino acids. Gene Ontology annotation, molecular function: 2 iron, 2 sulfur cluster binding. Gene Ontology annotation, cellular component: cytosol; nucleus. Lineage: Eukaryota; Metazoa; Arthropoda; Insecta; Diptera; Drosophilidae. The record is from RefSeq and is a predicted model, not a curated record. The transcript has a single exon.
AUGAGUAAAUACGACUCAAAGUACCUCGAGGAGAAGCUCAAAAGGGAACUGCAGACGGAGUACGUGAGUGUUACGGACGAAUCAGACGGCUGUGGCGGCAAAUUCAGCGCCGUAAUCGUAUCGCCAGCCUUUAGCGGCAAGACCCUUCUCCAGAAGCAUAGAUUAGUCAACUCAACGCUGGCCGAAGAACUGAAAGAAAUCCAUGCAUUCUCCCAGAAAUCCUACACACCCGAAGAGUGGGAGAAAGUGAAAGCCCAAUAGUAGUACCAAAUAAAACAAAAAAAACAACGUCACACAUACAUAUACACGGGCGAUACAACAACAGCAAACACUAGCCGCAAAAACCUGUUGUUCGUUUUGCUGAUGGUUGGUUGCGCUUUCCGAUCGAAGAGACGAACAAGCCGAAAAACGCCAGUCGCACAAAGAAAGUGAAAGGGAAAGCACAGGAAUCGGCAAGCAGAAAUAGGAGUUACCGAAUAAACAACGCAAAUGAUCCACUAAAUGCAUAAGUUACAUAAAGAAAUACAGCCAUAAAAGUUUAAGUACUCGUCGCAGGUCGUCCGCUCGAAAGGCAUUAGCAUUACAAUUCGAAACAGCUGAUAUACCGAUAAAGCCAUAGCCAAACUGAAUACAGAACAAACAAUACACGGAGAUCAUCAAGAACAAUGCUGCUCAAGUUCCAGGUCCAUUCUCCGGGCAAGGUCAUACUUCAUGGCGAACACGCCGUGGUCUAUCAUCGUCCCGCCCUGGCCGCCGUAGUGGGUUUGGGCACUACUCUG